This is a messenger RNA of Cetraspora pellucida, 585 nucleotides long. The record is from the annotation of a GenBank genome assembly. Lineage: Eukaryota; Fungi; Glomeromycota; Glomeromycetes; Diversisporales; Gigasporaceae.
AUGAUGAGUCAAACUGGUAUUAAUGAUAAAAGUUAUAAUGAAUUUGAUAACCUGAAAGAAGAAUCAAGCAAAUUAAGCCAGAAUAAAGCUGAUGAAGUUACUAGUGAAGAAGUUUCUGAGGAUCUUUCUUUAUUUAUUACUUCAAUUAACUGUAAUGGAAUAUCUAAAUGGCGUCUACUUGAAAAAUUAUCAAUACCUCAUAUUUCCUUUAAACAAGCAGCAAGCUUAUAUAUAGGAUUGCAGUUUGAACACUGGGAUCAUAAUAAAAAACUAGAUAAAAAUAGUGGGGUUUAUAAGUAUGUAUUUGAAUGUCAACAUGCUAAAAACUAUCAAUUAAAGAAAAAAGCAACUGAUCCUUCACAACAAUGUAACUGGAAGUCUGUUAAGAUGGGUUGUAUCUGUUUUAUUAAUAUUUGUUGGCCAUUAAGUGCACCGAGUUCAUCAAUAACUAAAUUAAAUCUUAUCCAUCAUGGUUAUACACUUUGUUCUAAUAAUGCACACUUUAUUAAUAUAUAUCAACAACUUCCUCAAAACAUAAUCGAUAAGGUUAGAUUUUAUGUAAAAGCAGUUCCCAAUAUUAGUUAA